Bactrocera dorsalis (oriental fruit fly) is the source of this 6053-nucleotide messenger RNA. RefSeq names its product leucine-rich repeat protein soc-2 homolog (gene Sur-8). The transcript is spliced from 4 exons. Gene Ontology annotation, molecular function: protein binding. The record is from RefSeq and is a predicted model, not a curated record. Bases 430 to 2259 code for a protein of 609 amino acids. Lineage: Eukaryota; Metazoa; Arthropoda; Insecta; Diptera; Tephritidae.
UAAUAGUUGCUUCAACACUUGUUUUUUUUUCAUAGUCAAGUUUUAUAAUUUUCAUUUGACAAUGGUUGCUUUCUUAUCAGGCAAGCAGCAACCCUUAAAAAAGAAUGAAAGAGGAAAAUGUCAAAUUAUGGAGGAAUAACCAUUUUGCAAGACUUAAAGAAUACUAAUAAAGUUUAAAGUUUUUUAUAUAAAAAAAAGGAAGAGAAAUAUAUCUACCGAUAAAUAUAUUGUUAGAAAUGGAUUGUGAUUAAGUUCUAUAUUGGUAACAUUUGUGCCUAAACCUUGGGUGAACUGCCCAGUUCAAUUAUCAGUGAGUCAUUAAUUAUUUCAUUAAAACUCGAAAUUACGAAAGGAGAUCAUUGCAAAGACUUGUUGCUUACGAACUUGGACAACAAACUGUAGGCAUCAAACGCAACGCUGGGAAAAAUUAUGAACCUCUGUUCCUCUGCCGGCGCUACAGCAUCAUCAUCCUCUUUGGCAUCGGAAGACGCAGCAGCAGUGGAAAGUACGAACGUUAGUGGGAAAAACGGCAGUGGUGGUGUAUUGACCACACAUUGUUUUGGAAGCAGCAAUAGCAGCAGUAGCUGCGCCGCAGCUUUAACGACGAACCUUUCAAAUAAUCCUCCACACAGUGGCAGCGGUGCCAGCGGUAGUAAUUUUGGAAAUAACAACGAAAUGCCACCGGAAACACGUCCGAAGAUGGUAACGGUGAAACACCCGGAAUCUAAUAAACCCAAGCCAACUACAAAGAAAAGUAAACCAAUACAAGCUGAUCAGGAUGUUGUUAAAGCGCUUCAGCGUUGUCGGGAAGAAGGUAUAAAACGCUUGGAUCUAAGCAAGUCCUCCGUCACAGUUAUACCAACUUCAGUAAGAGACUGCGUUCAUCUUACGGAACUUUAUUUAUACAGCAACAAGAUUAGUCAACUGCCGACUGAAAUAGGGUGUCUCGUGCAUUUAAAGACACUUGCUUUAAACGAAAACUCGCUAACUUCUUUACCAGAGUCGUUACAAAAUUGUAGGCAGCUUAAAGUGCUUGAUUUAAGACACAAUAAGCUUGCGGAAAUUCCUUCAGUGAUUUAUCGGCUGCGUUCUCUUACAACGCUCUACUUGCGUUUUAAUCGUAUCAUCGCUGUGGCUGCCGAUAUACGCAAUUUAACUAAUUUGACUAUGUUGAGUCUGCGUGAAAAUAAAAUUCGGGAAUUGGGGUCCUCUAUCGGUGCAUUGGUAAACUUAACAACACUGGAUGUCUCUCACAACCACUUGGAACAUUUGCCCGAAGAAAUAGGUAAAUGUGUAACUUUGAGUGCACUUGAUUUGCAGCACAACGAACUAUUGGACAUACCGGAAACCAUUGGCAACUUGAAGAGCUUAGUACGAUUAGGCUUGAGAUACAAUCGACUAUCAAGUAUUCCGGCAUCGCUGAAAAAUUGCAAAUUCAUGGAUGAAUUUAAUGUAGAGGGCAAUGGUAUAACGCAAUUACCAGAUGGUCUUUUAGCUAGUCUUAGUGCACUUACAAAUAUUACACUAUCGCGCAACUCUUUUACCAGUUACCCGACUGGUGGGCCUGCUCAAUUUACCAACGUCUAUAGCAUUAAUCUGGAACAUAAUCGUAUCGAUAAAAUACCAUAUGGAAUAUUUUCACGAGCCAAAGGCCUCACAAAACUCAAUAUGAAGGAAAAUGUGCUUACUGCUUUACCGCUCGAUGUAGGAACUUGGAUUAAUAUGGUCGAAUUGAAUUUGGCAACAAAUGCUUUACAAAAGUUACCCGAUGACAUAAUGAAUCUACAGAAUCUAGAAAUUUUGGUACUAUCCAACAACAUGCUCAAAAAGAUUCCUAGUACCAUAGGUAAUCUGCGCAAACUACGUAUUCUCGACCUAGAAGAGAAUCGCAUUGAAGUGCUGCCGAACGAAAUCGGUUUAUUACACGAAUUACAAAAAUUAAUUUUGCAAACAAAUCAGAUCUCUAUACUGCCACGCAGUAUUGGCCAUCUCAGCAAUCUGACGCAUUUGUCAGUUAGCGAAAAUAAUUUACAGUACCUGCCAGAAGAGAUUGGCUCGCUGGAGAAUCUGGAAAAUCUUUAUAUCAAUCAAAAUCCAUGUUUGGAAAAGUUACCUUACGAGCUGGCACUUUGUCAAAAUUUGAAAUACCUAAAUAUUGACAAAUGUCCUUUGAGCACAAUACCACCUGAAAUACAAGCUGGCGGCCCAUCUCUAGUACUCCAAUGGUUGAAAAUGCAUUCGCCCUAUAGGCAGAUGUGAGUUAGCGGUUUGGGAUAUGUCAGCGAUGGUGGGAGUACACAAUGGCGUACAUUUUAUACAAGUAACGAUUGCUAUUUGGAAUUUCAGUUGGAGGCAGAGGCGGAUACGCAGCGACGCUAACAACGUCGUGCUUGGAAAUGCACUAUCAUUUGAGAUUAUUACUUACAGAUAUUGGAUGGUGCAUCUCCGAAAAUUGUUGCCAUCGCUAAGUUAAUGAAUAAUAAAAAUAUAAAAAUAAUAACAACAUAACAAUACCAAUUAUUAUUAAUUAUAAAUAAUAAUUUCUUUAAAACGAAACUUAAAAACGACGAAUAUGUCGAGUGGAGUCUUGCAACUACUACACGCAACUCACUCGCAGUAAUUAUGAAAACGAAUUGUAAACAAUAUUUUCUGUUGUAAAAAUUGUGUGAUGGUGAAACAAAAUAUAGCUUUAAAAAUGCUUCAGAAAUUGAUUGUUUAGUGGAUUGUGUAGUUGUAAACAAAUAUAAACUAUUUGUAUAACUUCUAACGAAUCAACAACUUUAAUUUAAAACAAAUAAAGUUCUAUAAAUUCAUAUAUAAAUCAGAAAAACGAAACAAUGUUAUACAUACAUAUGCUUAUGAAUGUUAUAUUAUAUAAAAUGUGUUAUGUUUACUAAGGAAGCAAAAAAUUACUGCCUAAAUUAUGUUAUACAUUGCAAUGAAAGGAAGCGAGGAAAAAAUUGGCAAAAUGUAUACUUUUCUGGUGUGUUGAAACAUGAAUUUGUGUUUGGGAAUUUUAUUUUCAAUGAGUGUAUUUAAAGGGAGUGAUCCCAAAACAAAAUUAAAUUUUUUUUAAGAAAGCAAGUGUGAGCUACACAUGCAUUUAUUUCAACGAACAAAUACUAUAGCUAUAGCUGUUAUGCAGUGAAAUUUAUGCACAUAAUAGGCAUACAAAAUUGAAAUAAACCAUUUAAAUGUGUAUAAUUAAAAAUGUAUUGAUGUGUGUUGUGUUAUGUACCACAAGUAUUUUAUAUACAUAAUAAAGAUUUAAUUUGAAUCAAAUUAGCCAUUUCUAUUGCUGUCAUUGAAAGUGACUACUUCUGAUCUCGCUACCUAAAAUACCAAUGUUAUUUUCAAGCAAUUGUGAAAUCCAUCGAGAAUAUCUGUACUUGCGGGAUCGGUAACGGUAUUUUUCAGCAAAACUCUAUGUUUAGUUGUAAUAUUUUUAUGUAUCACUUAAUAUAGUAUUUUGUAAUACAUUUGCUAUAGAAAUCCAUUUUGUUAUUAAAAAAAAUAUGCCUUCAAAUUUAUUGCGGAAAUCUUAUACUGAGUUACACAUUUAUUGUGUUUCUUUUUUCACCCACAAUAUAUUUUCAAAUAAAUUACCCCGUCUAAUAUGUUGUACGGCAUAUAUUGUUUUAAAAGCAUUUACAAAAGCUUAAAUGUACAUAAAUGUGUACAUACAUGAAGCACAUAUGUAUAUAAAUAUGAAUCCCUAUUAAUCCAAUGUUAUUGCAUAUAUAUACAUACAUAUAUUCCAAAUAAGUGUAAAAUGUCCAUGUUAUCUACGAUUAUGAGCAAAAUAGGUGUGUUGAACAGAAAAUUCAAUAAAUUUAUUCGAUAUUUUUUCGAAUGUAUGAGAUCUUAAAUGGAAAUAUAUACAUAGAUAAUAGAUCUAGAAUGAAGAACAGUAAUCCUUAGUAUGUAUUGAAUUUCCGCUUAUGCAAUUGUUUGUUGUACAUAAAUAUUUUUUUUUGCUAAUACUUAAACUAGGAAAUAUUUGUGCAGACUUUGAACAAAAACUUAAGAUUAAAAACAUAGACAAAAAAGUUAAUUGGAAUUAAAAAAUAUAAAUAAAAUUAAAAUUUAGUAAUAAUUAAAAAAACAUAAAAAAUGUAAACACAAGCGCCAAGGAAUUGUCUAAAAAUAUGUUUAAAAGUUAUUUGUAUUUUAUAUAAGUGAGUGUAAGUUAAAAUAAAAUAGUAUUGUUUGUAUAUACAAGUGUAUAUACAUUUGCCACGCAUACGUUAGAUUCAGUUCCACCGCAAAGGUGGAGUAGCAACGUUCUAAGCGAUGAAAUAUGCAACAAAAAGUAUUUUAUACAAAGUAAAUAUGUAUGUGCGUAAUUAAUAACCAAAGCAUAAUCAACACUAUUAUUCACGCUAAAACCCCAAAUUUUAAUAUUACCUGUAAUAUAUGUCAAAUUUCAGAUUAUACGUAUUUCUAGCAUAGAAAAACUUCCCAUAAAUACUUAAAUAGUUGUUCGGUGCCCGUCAACUCAGAUUUACCAAAUUUGCGUGGGUGUCAGGGGUUUUGCUGACGAUAUCUUGUGACACAUAAACGGUAUAUUUAAACUAAAGUUUAAUACCCUUUAAUUUCAUUUAUAAGUAUGUUGGCAAUCAGUGCAUCAUUGGUGACCGCAGCCAAAAUUAUUCCACAUAAUCCACAGGUGUCAAUACAACGACAGUAAAAAACUGAUAGACAUCUGAGGUGUUCUUAAGUAUCUCUAUACAUAUUUAAGUGUGUAUAUCGUCACCUGAAAUGCAAAAUAACGUACCACCCAAAAAAUCUAAAUUGAGUGGCUUAUUGAUUACGAUUCACUACUUCAAAUUACAUACAUAAUAUUACAUACAUAUGUCCAACAUUUUCAGGAUCUGCGAUCAGAUAUAAAUCAAUUAUAACCAAUAUUAAAUUAUUUUUUUCACUCAUGUUCUAUUUUAUUUCGUGUUUCAUUCAUGCUAUUGUAAAUUUCCGAAAAUGUUGUUACGUUAUUUUGCAUUUCAGGUGACGAUAUAUAAUUUUUGUUAAGAAAAAUAUUUUUCCAUAGAAAAAGCUAUUCAUAAUUUCUAAAACCAAAAUAUUAGAAAUACAUAGAAUUAAAAUUUUUAACAAAAAACAAAGGCAAGACAUAAAAAUGAACUUCCAGAACAUCCAGUAAUUAAAAAUGUAAAAUAUUUACGAACAUUGGUAUAUUUCCUAUGUAUCACCGGCGAUACACCGGCAGCCACCGUGUUGAAUUCACUUUUUUCCAGCUUAGCUAUCUCUAGGAGUAGUAUAAAGUAUAAAUGUAAAAAUAUAUAUCUAUAUGCAUUUAAAUACGCAAAUAUUACAACGUGUUGAGACUUGUUGACUUUGAAAAUCGAUAACAAAAACAGUUGAUCUCGAUUUUGAAUACUCAGCCAUAGCAAACGAGAAAGUACAAUUAUUUUGAUUUUAUUUUUGUGUUAUACUAUAUGAUGAAUAUAUGAUAAUUUUUGUACGUUCUUUAUAUAUUAUAUAUUAUAUUUUUUUAUUACGAAUAUAUUUUAUUUUUGAAAAUAAAAAAUUUUAAAACCGAUUAUUUUGACCAAUAUAAAAUUAUUAUAUUUAUAUUUCAUUAAACUAGUUUAAAAUGUUUACUGUGGCAGUCUAUAUAUGUACAUAACUGAAAAUUAACUGUCGACCCUUUAAUUUUAAUAUCACAGUUUUUUCCCUUUUGUUUUCUGUUUUAGUAUAGUCAUAAAAGACAUUCGUAGACUAUCAGCUGUAGAGCAACGGUAUAUAUUAAAUUUAUGCGCCGCAUUUCUUCGUUUACAUCAAGGAAUUGGAACAACUGUUUAUAUGUAUAUUUACAUACAAUAUUUAUGCAUGUCCUUUUGUAGCUACAUGAAUGUUUGCACAUACAUAUGUAUGUACGUAUGUACAUAUUUUAUUCAUUAAAUAAGCAUUAAAAAUGGAACCUGGUAUGCAACUAAUGAUAUGUCAUGUUUGUAUCUAUGUAUGUAUAUGCUGAAAAGGAUAAACAGUUAUGAAUAUAUGAUGUACAAAUAAAUAUAUGUAUGCUUUCCGAUUUA